Molecule: messenger RNA, 2374 nt
Organism: Sturnus vulgaris (Common starling)
Lineage: Eukaryota; Metazoa; Chordata; Aves; Passeriformes; Sturnidae
Gene: MYCBPAP
Product: MYCBP associated protein
Source: RefSeq, a predicted model, not a curated record
GAGCCGGACUCCCAGUGGCAGGAAGGAAAAGACUUUUGAACGGCCCUGUUCAAUAAUUGCAGAAGAGCCUGAGCCUGAGCCUGAACCUGAGCCUGAGCCUGUGCCUGUUCCAUAUGUUCUGCAAGGAGAAGACAUCCAGGCACUUGAAAUUAAGGUGGAGGACCUGGAGAAACUUCAUGCUCCACGCCUUCCCCACGAUGCUGGGAGAAUUCCAGUUCAGAGGAAUUACCUUGUCCGACAAUACCGACCCAAGGAGGUGACACAUCUUGUAGCACAUCCUGUUCCCCCCAAGGCACCCAAGGGACCACUGACCUUUCCUGGACCAAGACAGUUUGAUGCUGGCUCUGAAGAGAUCCUCCCUCAUCACAUUUUGGGAAGUCUCCAGGAGUUGAGGAUGGAAGCCUUGGCCAGAAAAAACACUCAGCUAGCAGAUGCUAUUAAGGUUCCUCAUCCAGAUGUUACUGCAGCAGCUUUAGAAGAGGAACGUGGAGGAGAGAAGAAAAUAAAGGCACAGCAGGGUCAAGUAGCAGAGCACAAAGCUUUCCAGAACUGGAGCCAUCAUAUGGCAAUGAGGAAAAAACAGGAGAAGCACCUAGGCGAAAUUCUUCACAAGCCAGAGAAUGAAUUGCUGAUGAACAUGUCGGACGAUUACAGGCAAAUCCAGGAAGAACGUGACCUCAUUGACCGGUGUCUCCCUGCCCUAUUUCCUGGAAAGGGAUACCGAGUGGGAAGCGAGUUCUGGAGCCUUCCUGAGCAAAUUGGGGAUGAACUCACUGGGCUGACUCUGAGCCUGACCCGGACUGAACGUGGGUACCCAGAGCCACUCACUCAUGUGGGGAAACCCCAAACCAUCCAGAGGGAAACAGGUCUCAGGCCUCCAAAGAGGAUUCCUUGCCACCUAAACUGGGAUAAGAGUCUUUUCCUGAAACAUCGACGACAGGAGCUAAAAUCUCUCCUAGAGGAGCUGGGCUUUUAUAAGCCGGAUCUGGAAGGACUGGAGGUGAUUGGGAAAGGCCAGCCUUUCACAUCUGUCUCAGCUGAGGCUUUUCGACAUACUUCCAUUUCUGAAGAGAUUGAGAUCCCCAGUGACCCCUUAGAUGACUCCUUCACUGUGGCUCCAGAAGCUGAAAAGGUUCCAUCUUUAAUUUUCUGUGGCCAGCCUGCUCGUUGGAUCAAGGGCAUCACUGCUUGCAGGAAGGAAAUUGGCAUUGCUUCCCGCCUCACCUUUGCGACUGUGGCUAGUGAGAAGGCUGAAAGCUUCCUGACAGUGAUGAAUGAUGGCAGAGCUGCCAUUUGGUACAACUGGAUGAGGCUUCCUGAGCAGAUCCCCUCCAGAGAAACCAAGGGAGGGAGGAUGCCCUGUUUUUACUUUGAUACCAGACCAGGUGUAAUUUUGCCUGGAGAAAUUCGGAGGUUUUCCUUUAUUUUCAAAUCAGAGAGAGCAGGCAUUUUUAGUGAGCCCUGGGAAUUUAGGACACAUCCUCUGUUAUUAGGAGGAGCUCUGCUUCAGGUGACCCUUUGGGGAAUUGCUGUGUAUGAGGAUAAAUUGGCUGACUUCAGAGAGAAACUGGAGAACGAACUGGCUGCUCGAGAAGGGGCUGCUAUAGUGAAAGAAAGCCUGAAUGAAGUUAUUGACCAAAUUCGGACACCCGUGCACACCCCAUCUCCUGUGGAUGCCUCUGCCACAGAGGAAGAGCUGUUCCACAGGAAAAAUCCCGAGUUGCAUUAUCAGCAUCAAGUGGUAAAGCAGCUGCAUAAACUAUGGAGACAGCACCUGACUGUGCCUUCAGUCUCGGAGGAGGAAGUGCCCUUGGACCAGAGGAGCACCGCAGGGAACAUGGAGUACCAGGAGAGCACCUUGGAGUCUGCCUCUGCUCGGAGCAGCACCACUGGGCUCCCACGUGGGAAGCGCACAUUAGACGAGGCUGCGAGGGAAAAGAGCAUUGAGGAGGAAGAAGCAGGUCCUUCAGGAUGGAACUUGUCCUUCGAGGACUUUAAACAGGCUAUAAUGUCAAUCCCAGGGGAGGAGCAGCGGGAAGAAGCACUGACCCAGCUCAAUAAAGCAGCUCUGGAGCUGUGUGUUGAACAGAGGCCAACUCAGUCAGACCUUCUUUAUCCACUCUGCCUCCAGCUGUGGCGUGGAGCAAUUGAUGACCUGGUGAGUCACUCUCUGAGGCUGAGAUCCCUGCUUGGUUUGAUUAAGGAGGACACCUAUGUAGAAGCUGCUCCAGAGGAAACAGAGGGAGUAAAGCAAGGAGGAGCAAAAAAAGGAGGAAUAGCUACUAAGAAAGAAGAGAAAAAGGAUAAAGAAGGCAAAAAAAGUAAAGGAACAUCAGGGAAAGGGGUAGGUGUUGGAAUGCUUGGUGAGCCCUGA